AUGAAAGCAUUUGACAAGUGGAAAUACGACGAUUAUGGAAUCGAAAAAAGAAUGCCUUGGAUAUCCGGCGCUAAACUAACCACUUCAAGGAACGCAACUGGAGAUCGCCAGUGGGGAACUUUGAUCGGUAAGGCUAAAGAUUAUCGUAUCGAGGAAGAUGGCGCGAAAUCUUGGGAAGGCCUCUGGACAGCUAAGGCUGGUUGCUCGCUCACUUCCGAUCGAUCAUACAAAGCAUGCGUGGAUUUAGUUUCCCAGCAGGGACGCUGGGAUGACAGUAAAGUUAUGUCCACAGGAAAACUACCGUAUUUGACCACUUCCGGUGAUGCAAUUUUGACGAGCGCUGAAAAUGAAGCUGACUUGAGUGGUGCGAUUGUGAUGGAUUCAACAAAGGGGAUAAGUCGACAAAGAACUGGGGUGAAACGACUCUGGCUGCGCGAGGGAACCUGGAGAUCCUGCAAUGAAAUCAAAGUAAAAAAUCAUGGAAGCAAGACGUCAUUGAGAGACGGACUUUACAUGAUUCGUAAGAACGCCCAUGAGUACUUGCCGGUGUACUGCGAUAUGACAUCAGAGCAAGGAGCUUACACUCUACUAGUCACCAGUGCUUCUAACGGUUGGAAAAAGGACGAGGUCAAACUAAAGAAUCCCACAAGACCUUCGCUAUCAAGGGAUUACUCCAUAUUAGGCUACGCUGACCAGAUUAAAGCUUUGAGUGGCGGCAAAACGUUCAAAUAUCGCUUGGAAGCUUACAAGAGAGGGCACUGGGGCGGGGUUUGGACUGCUCCAAUCAAAUACAGCUUUGUCAGUCAAACCAACGAACAAACAGAUGUCACUUUGGUGAAACGUUUCAACCAAUGGCGUUACAACUGGGAAGACUCGCUUGAAAAGCGCAUGCCCUGGCUGGGUGCGAGGCAGAGCUUACUAACAACCUCCACUCACUCGGAUUAUUCCGAUUGGGGAUCAAUUAUCUCCGAGAAAAAAUCGAAUAAUCCAGCGCCUUGGAUCUACGGUGUCAUGGCGAAUCCUGGUGUGAUCUGGUACUGGGUGAACGAAGAUGACUGUGACCAGAGUCGUAACCCAGUUAAUGGAGGGUUAUCAGAAUGGACUCCCUGGUCAAGCUGCAGUAGAAUGUGUGUCAGAGGUGUACAGACACGUGUCAGGCAAUGUAAUAAUCCUGCUCCUAGAUGUGGCGGGGAACCCUGUAGCAGUGGCGUGGUUACUAAGCAAGAGCAGGGGUGUAUGGUCUGCCCAAAAAGUCCUAUCAGAUCUAGCGGGGGCAGUUUUUGUCUCCAACCUGAAAGUGGUAACUGCAAUCCAGCAGAUAAUACGCGACUUGUUUACAUGAAGGACACACCAGAGUGUUCUAAAGACUACAUGGAGUUUACUUACUACAAUGAUAUUCUCACUCAUAAGUGUAGCGGAAAGAGAGUGUGUCCUCUGGGCGGAACAGCUACCUGGGAAACGCCCCUUGUCGUAUCCAGCACUUGCCCUCCGGAGGCGUCCAGGUUUCAAAGGUAACAAAACUUUGAAAUUGAACUUCCUAAAUUACCAAGUUUGAUUUGAAUGCAAGUGAAGCUUGCAGGCCACGAUAAUAAAGAAGUUGAUAAAUUAGGUCAAAUUAUCGUGAUGUAUCAUUAAAUUCCCCCAA
This is a messenger RNA of Orbicella faveolata, 1645 nucleotides long. RefSeq lists its product as uncharacterized. The record is from RefSeq and is a predicted model, not a curated record. Gene Ontology annotation, molecular function: metalloendopeptidase activity. Gene Ontology annotation, biological process: membrane protein ectodomain proteolysis. Lineage: Eukaryota; Metazoa; Cnidaria; Anthozoa; Scleractinia; Merulinidae.